Messenger RNA from Silurus meridionalis, 2203 nucleotides. It is a transcript of the gene card9, whose product is annotated as caspase recruitment domain family, member 9. Gene Ontology annotation, biological process: positive regulation of canonical NF-kappaB signal transduction; regulation of apoptotic process. The transcript has 12 exons. The coding region runs from base 95 to 1780 and encodes 561 amino acids. The record is from RefSeq and is a predicted model, not a curated record. NCBI's taxonomy places the organism in Eukaryota, Metazoa, Chordata, Actinopteri, Siluriformes, Siluridae.
AUUUCCUUUUUGUUUCGGCUAUACUAUACUGCAGUUGGAUAUGUUACUAGUUUCAGUUAAGAAGUAAAGACAUCCACAACCUUUGACACAAGCAAUGGCUGAUAAAUUGAACACUGUUGAAUCUGAGGAUGAUGAGGAGUGUUGGAUGCGUUUGGAAGACCACAGAAUGCUUCUUAUCAAGACCAUUGAGCCUUCGCGAAUAAUCCCAUACCUGAGACAGUGUAGAGUGAUUAACAGUGAGGACGAGGAACAAAUUUACAAUGAUCCGAGUUUGGUCAUUAGACGGCGAAAAGUAGGUGUACUGCUAGAUAUCUUACAAAGGACAGGUUAUAAGGGUUAUGUGGCAUUCCUUGAGAGUUUGGAACUGGACUACCCUCAGCUUUAUCAGAAAAUUACAGGCAAAGAGCCAUCGAGGGUCUUCUCAAUCCUUCUGGAUACCGCAGGUGAGUCAGGAUUAACUCAGUUUCUAAUGAAUGAGGUGACUCGGCUCCAGAAAGAGCUCCAUGAGGAACGCAAAGCAAGGCUGGCAGCUUCUGCACAAAUGGCUGAGCAUGCUGAAACCAUUCGCAGACUGCAGACAAGAGAAUGUGAGGUUCGCAAACAGCAAGAGCGUGUACAGCGCAUGAGGGAAGAACGUGACCAAAUGUGGGACAAAGCACGGCUCUUAAAGGAUGAGAAUUACAAGCUGAUGAGUAACAUGAACCGACUGAGCGAGGAGAAGAACUGUGCUCUCAUGUGUAAUCGUGACCUGCAGCUGGAGAUCGAGAGGCUGAAGCACAGCUUAAUGAAUGCUGAGAGCGAUUCAAAGCUCCAACGGAAACGUACAAUUACCCUGAAAAAUGCUAUGGAGCAGAGGCCUAGCCAAGAAAUGGUGCUAGAGCUUCAAAAAGAGAAUGAUCUUCUCCGAGCUCAAAUGCAGGAGCUUCAGAGCUCUUCCCAGGCUCAAAUUGUGAAAGAAGAUAUUGAGAAGCCCACCAAUGAAUCAAUGGAAGAUUUAAAAGAGCAAAGGGAGGCGCAUCAAGAGCUAGUCAAUAAGUUUUAUGAAUUACGCAGGGAGCUACACGACGCUGAAGAACUACGAGAUAAGUACCUGGAAAAGAAGGAUGAACUGGAACUAAAGUGUGAGAUUUUAAAGAAAGACUCAAAAAUGUAUUGCAAUCGCAUGGAGGACAUUUUAAAACAGCUGGAUGAAGUCAUUAAAGAAAGAGACAAGGCAAUUUUAUCACGAGAGGAGUACCAUCAGGAGAACUGUAAAAACCUUCAGGACAAGGACAAUUACCGCAAGCAGCUCCGAGAGAUGGGCGAGCGUUACGACGAGCUACAGGUCCAGUUGUUUCGCACUCAAGGAGAAAUUCUUGCUCUUCAAGCAAAACUCCGGAAACAGAAACAUUACCACAAAACAAUACUGACCACAGAAGGAAACUCUCCUUGGAGCUCAGUGGAGUUAAAAAGCCAAACGAGUGAGGAGGAUUUCAAAGAGAGAUAUGAGAAAGGUAUUAGUGAUGAAUCCCAAAGUCCAACAUCAGGGGAGUACAGUGUAUGCAUAAGUAUUAAAGACCCGUGUACGUCAGACGCCAAGGAAGAAAGCUUUCGGGAGAGGAUUUUCACUGAGGAGGAACUAUCCUCCAGCAACCCACCCAGGCCAAGGUGCAAUUUUUAUUACAGAAGGAAACGUGCCUUGAGAACAAAAGCCACUGUUAAAGAAUGUGCUAAAGAGUGCACACAAUGUGUUCUCGGCAACUCCAGUGGGAGUGAUAACACCGACACAGAUGGGAUUUGAUAUAAGCCCUAUCGGGAUGAAGCUCACAUCACCCUUCAGAAAAGAAUGAAGACUAUUGUUGUUGCUAUUUUUAUCAUUUUGUUAUUGUAUUAUUAUUAUUAUUAUUAUUAUUAUUAUUAUUAUUAUUAUUAUUAUUAUUAUUAUUGCUUACCUUCAAAACUUUAGAGUGAAACAUGAAGUUUAUAGACCUAUAUGGUCUAUCCUAAAGCAAUCUUAUCCACUGAAUUUACACAUAUUGAAUAUUUGCUGGAGUGUCACUGGUCCAGAUUCGAUAAAUAGAAUAAAACAUUAACAUACAACACAAAUAGGAAAUGCUUGUGAACACAGAGUGUCGGUUAGAUUUUCCUGGUCUGUCACAACUAGAAGAAACCACUGAUCUCUAUAUGAUUAUUGUCUGAAGAUCCAUUAAACCUCCAUACUGAA